ACCUGGUUGACACUCAGGUUUUGAAGUCAGGCUCAUUCAAAGUCAUCCUCCUAAAACAGUAUCGUUCUAGUGAAGCCGCUAUUCUAUUGUUAUAUAUUAGAAAAAAUUGGACUAAUCCGAUUAUUGUCAUGUAAUAUCACCGGGGACUAUAUUUAAAAGUCUACACUAACUUUUUUAUUUUUUCAUAUUUCAUUUGGUCCCAAACUUUGAUCUUUCUUGGCCAGUAUUGGCUCUAUAUACCCGAGAAGGGGAGAUUGGGGAGGGGCAGAGAGGAUUGUCAGAUUUUUAAAAAUUAUUAUUUUGCACAAGAAUCUAAAAACAGUGACUGCUGUUCUCCCUCCACCCUCUGCUCCUUCCAUUCUGUGUCCCCUUGUUUCCACCUCCAUUUUCAAGAAUUACGUAUGUCUAUGUGUGUCUGUGUUUGGUUAUGUGUACAAGGGUACAGGUUCUCUCAGGCCAGAAGCAUCUGAUUCCCCCUGGAUCUGGAGUUAACCUGCAGUUGCAAAUCAGCUGACAUGGAUUCUGCGAACUGAAUUCUGGUCCUUUGUGAGACUAAUACAGGAUCUUAACUGCCAAGCCAUCUCUCUAGUCCCCCAACUCUCCUUUUAGAGACAGGGUCUUACUAUGUGAUCCUGGCUGAACUUGUAGACCAGGCUGACCUGGAACUUAAAGCAACAAUUCAUUCUCAGCCUCCCGGAUUGCUUCUAGGCUCACCCUCUCUUUGCCCUGCUGCGGGGAUCAAACAUUACAUGCUACAAGCUCAGAUCUAUCUCACUUUUCAGAAGAUAAUAAGAUAAACAAUGUGAAGACUAUCAGUAACUCUUUGCAUUACUUCCACCUAACAUUUAUUUAACUUUAUUAAUAACUGGGGAAAGUUCAUCUUUCCAUGAAAUAAUUUACCAUAAUAUACUGUGAUGUCCAGUGAUUAAAUAAGUUGUUGUAAGAGAACUGGCAGGCUUGUAUUUAAUUAUUCUAUUAGUUUCAUCACCUUUUUGUCUUUUUAAACUUAUUUUUACUUUAUGGCUAUGAAUGUUUUGCUUGCAUAUAUGUACCCCAUGCCUGCCUGCCUGCCUGAUGUCGGAUCUCUUGGAACUGGAGUUACAGACAAUGUGAGAUGCCACAUGGGUUCUGGAAAUGGAACUUGGUCUCUCUGGAAGAGCAGCACAUGUGCUUUUAGCUGCUGAGCAUUGCCCCAGCCCCCAUCAUCUUUGUUUUAAGAAAUACAUCAGUUUUUCUCAAAGAUCCUUCCAAAAGUUUCUAUGUUUUUGAAAAAUUUUAUGUAGUGUAUAAGAGGAAAUAGUAGAUUUAUUUUUUGAGGCCCAAGAAGACCUAUUAGGCCAUGAUAACCUCCUUCCACAUCUCAAUUGCUGGGAUUACAGGCAUGUACUACCAUGACUCACAGAGAUGGGCAUUUUUAUCAGUAUUAUAAAUCAUAAUAGUAUUGAAAUGGAAAGGAACUUGGGUAGUAAUCUAAUGCAAUUUUUAUGCUUUUUCCCAUGAUGUGAGAAGGAAAAAUCAAAAGAGAUUGAUCUGGCUGCAUGCUACUUAGCAGAAAUUCCAGAUUACAACCUGCUGUUUCUAAAUCCAGACCUAUCCAGUUUCUGAGUCUGUUGCCUUUUCACGAAUAGCUGUUUGGGUUAAACUUUAUGACAUUUUAGAGCCUUUACUUAUUCUUAUAUUUAUUUAAUUUUGUUUCUUGGGGGGUACUUUGAGAUGGGGUUUUUAUAGGCUUUGUUAGCCUCAAAUGCCCUUGUUGCCGAGAAUGACCUUGAACUCCUGACCCUCCCUCUGCCUCCUUCCAAGUGCUGGGAUUCCAGGAGUUGUACUGCCAUACUGCCACACUCAGGUUGAGCCUUUAUGGCAGUAUAUUUGAGAUGAAUAUCACUCACUGAACUAUUCAAAGGGUUAACAAGGCAAAGCAUGGAUAUCUCCUGGCUUGUUAAACUUUGAGGUUUGUUUUUUUUUGUUUGUUUGUUUUGUUUUGUUUUUAACAUUUUUUUCUGAGUUUUACUGUUUUAUGCAGAUGAUUUAAGAAAUUCUGUUCAGGGGCUGGAAAGAUGGCUCAGAGGUUAAAAGCACUGACUGCUCUUCCCAGACAUCGUGAGUUCAAUUCCUGGCAACUACAUGGUGGCUCACAAUGAUCUAUAUGGUGAUCUGAUGCCCUCUUCUGGCAUGCAAGUGUACAUGCAGAUAGAGUACUUUGAACAACAGAGAAUUUCAAAGGAAGUUGACUAUAUCUGCAGGGCAGCAGUUUCAGCAGGCAUCAUUGGCUGGGCAUAUGGAGGAAUACCUGCUUUUAUUUAUGCUAGAAAGCAAUACGUUAAGCAGAGCCAAGCGGAGAUUUAUCAUAACCGGUUUGAUGCUGUGCAAAGUGCACACCGUGCUGCCACGAGGGGCUUCAUUCGGUAUGGAUGGCGUUGGAGUUGGAGAACUGCAGUCUUUGUGACUAUAUUCAACACAGUAAACACUGGAUUAACUGUGUAUCGAAAUAAAGAUGCCUUGAGCCAUUUUGCCAUUGCAGGAGCUGUCACAGGAGGUCUUUUCAGAGUAAACCUAGGCGUUCGAGGCCUGGUGGCUGGUGGUAUAAUCGGAGCUUUGUUGGGCACUCCUAUGGGAAGCCUGCUGAUGGCCCUUCAAAAAUACGCUGGUGAGACCGUUCAGGAGAGAAGACAGAAGGACAGGAAGGCAUUCCAUGAGAAGGAACUGGAAGAGUGGAAAAGCAAGCUGCAAUUCACUGAGUUCCUCCCUGAGGAAAUUGAAAGUGGCUUAGAGAAGAUUCGGCCUGAGGAAGAUGCUCAGAGAAUCGAGGAGCUGCUGAGCCUCCCUAGGAACCCUUUAUCGCCAGAUAAACAAAGUGAGGACUGAGGCUGAGGCGUCUGUGUGUCUAGGAAUGCCAGUGCAGACUGCUUCUUGUCAGCCUGCUGACAAAUGUGAGUGCUGGCAGCCAUGGGAGCAGUGCCUUGCCUCUUACCUUUUCUCUUUUUAUAUCAGUAAUUAGACAUCAGAGCUGGGUGAGUGCCACAAACCUACAAUUCCAGCUGCUUGGGAGGCCAGCUUGAGCUACCUAACAAGACCCUGUUUCAAAAAUAUGCACCUAUGAAAAACAAAGAACCAAACGCAGCCCAAAGAACUGGGUUACAUUUUCUUAUUUAUACUGAUAGUUGAUCCAUCUAAACUGAACUUUCUCUAUCCUGCUAGAUUUUAUACAAGUAAAAUACUUCCCAAAAGAUUAAAA
Meriones unguiculatus (Mongolian gerbil) is the source of this 3235-nucleotide messenger RNA. It is a transcript of the gene Timmdc1, whose product is annotated as translocase of inner mitochondrial membrane domain containing 1. Gene Ontology annotation, cellular component: mitochondrion. NCBI's taxonomy places the organism in Eukaryota, Metazoa, Chordata, Mammalia, Rodentia, Muridae. The record is from RefSeq and is a predicted model, not a curated record. The coding region runs from base 2125 to 2865 and encodes 246 amino acids. The transcript has 7 exons.